AUGAGGCUUCUUUUCCUAGCCUUCGGCUUCUUUCUUGUACUCGCCGCAUCUGCCGUGGCUGUACCCGACGGAUAUGAUAGGUACAACUUGGCCACUCGUGGUGAUUCAUCGACUGAAUCUUCCGAACAACGCGUUGAGGGUGUCGAGCUCCAAGGUGGCAAUGCUACGUCUGAGAUCAGUCAAGGUCAAGCAAACACUGUUACGGUGAAACUUGGAACUCUGCGUCAGAAUGUCGGUGGUUUGAAGGGGCCUGCGAUAUAUGACAUGAUAUAUAAGGGUCUCCAAUCACUGUGCAGAGCUGAUCCCUUACAUCCCGGUCGAUGUCUUCCGGAAGGUUUCCGAAUCUUUCCCGUAAACUACAUUGAUGGCUGGCAUGGACAGUCAAAGGAACCUCUGCAGGUCACGGUCACGGACAGCUACUAUGGAGACAAUAUUGCACUUCGAAACCUCAUGAUUGGUGCGAUCGCCUCGGCAAUACAGAGAUCGACAGAAGACAAGAAGAACUGCGAAAAAUGGGUUGACAUAUACCCCUUGAAUGUCCAUGUCAUCAAAGACUACUGCAAUAUCGGAGAUUUUGUGGAGGUAACUACGCCGAAUGGUAGAUUGGUUGUGUCCUUCCAAUCAAGCAGACGGGGUGGGCAUUAUGAUUGCAUGGCAAUUAUUGGCAAAGUGGACGCAGAUGUUCAACGUCUGAUGCCGGAAUACAACAACGCCCAUGGUGCAAAUCUCAUGAGGAACGUCAUCUGUUCGGACAAAGGCGUCACAAAUUGA
This is a messenger RNA of Aaosphaeria arxii CBS 175.79, 771 nucleotides long. RefSeq lists its product as uncharacterized. NCBI's taxonomy places the organism in Eukaryota, Fungi, Ascomycota, Dothideomycetes, Pleosporales. The record is from RefSeq and is a predicted model, not a curated record. The transcript is spliced from 4 exons. The coding region runs from base 1 to 771 and encodes 256 amino acids.